Molecule: messenger RNA, 1167 nt
Organism: Megalops cyprinoides (Indo-Pacific tarpon)
Lineage: Eukaryota; Metazoa; Chordata; Actinopteri; Elopiformes; Megalopidae
Product: syntaxin-12-like
Exons: 10
Coding region: 300-1109 (269 amino acids)
Biological process (GO): intracellular protein transport; vesicle fusion; vesicle-mediated transport
Cellular component (GO): endomembrane system; synaptic vesicle; postsynaptic recycling endosome
Molecular function (GO): SNARE binding; SNAP receptor activity
Source: RefSeq, a predicted model, not a curated record
CCGAGUGUAAACAACCUGCUCCGUUUUGACCCAUAUCGUCAGUAGCUUGCAGGUUAGUUAGAUAACGUGUAAACGAUGUGACAGUUUGCUGACACCGUGAGCCACGCCUGACCAACAGGCGACGUUUUUGGCGAGCUAUCUGGAAAAAGGGAUACUGCGUGCAAGAAAACGAUUUCCUGCGUAACCAGGCAUAUCAGAGGAGCCAGCAAGCACAGACCAGUCGCUCUGUCGGUGUGCCUCACCCUCUCCUCAGUCCUCGUUCCUGGUUUUGGAGGGUGAUUGACAGCUCAAAAGCAGCCAUGUCUUACGGGAAGGCAGACAGCUACCGCUCCCAGCCACGGGACUUCAGCACCCUCAUCCAGACAUGCAGCUCCAACAUCCAGAAAAUCACACAGAACACUGCCCAGAUCAAAAACAUGCUGUACCAGCUGGGGACAAGGCAGGACACUGCCGAACUACAGGACAGACUACAACAGGUGCAGCACUACACAAACCAGCUGGCAAAAGAGACCAACAGACACCUGAAAGACCUCGGCUCUCUGCCCUUACCCGUGUCCCCCUCAGAGCAGCGGCAGCAGAAGAUCCAGAAGGAGAGGCUGAUGAAUGACUUCUCAGCCGCACUCAACAACUUCCAGGUGGUCCAGCGGCGCGCGGCUGAGAAAGAGAAGGAAUCAGUGGCCAGGGCCCGGGCUGGGUCCCGCCUCUCGGCUGAAGAUGGCAAUCGGGAUGAGCAGCUUGUAUCAUUUGAUAAUAACGAUGACUGGGGCGGCCAGGCUCAGUCGCAGACAGAGGAGGCGGCCAUCACCGAGGAGGACCUGGAGCUGAUCAAGGAGCGCGAGACCAACAUCCGGCAGCUGGAGUCGGACAUCAUGGACGUGAACCAGAUCUUUAAGGACCUAGCAGUGAUGAUUCAUGACCAAGGCGAAAUGAUUGACAGCAUCGAGGCCAAUGUGGAGAGCGCAGAGGUGCAUGUAGAGAGGGGUGCUGAGCAGCUCCAGAGGGCUGCUUACUAUCAGAAAAAGUCCCGCAAGAAGAUGUGCAUCCUGGCCCUGGUGCUGUCUGUAGUGGUGACCAUCCUAGCCAUCAUAAUCUGGCAAGCCACCAAAUGAAGAAGCAGCUUUUGCAGCUUUUUUUCUUUUUCUUUUUUUUUAAAGUCAUUCUUUCAAC